Anoplopoma fimbria (sablefish) is the source of this 1968-nucleotide messenger RNA. RefSeq names its product cold shock domain containing C2, RNA binding b (gene csdc2b). Gene Ontology annotation, biological process: regulation of mRNA stability. The coding region runs from base 400 to 867 and encodes 155 amino acids. The transcript has 4 exons. Gene Ontology annotation, molecular function: mRNA 3'-UTR binding. Gene Ontology annotation, cellular component: cytoplasm. The record is from RefSeq and is a predicted model, not a curated record. NCBI's taxonomy places the organism in Eukaryota, Metazoa, Chordata, Actinopteri, Perciformes, Anoplopomatidae.
UUCUGACGUCACGCUGCGUCACUCACAGGCGUAAAGAAACACGGUGCUUGUUGUCUGUGUUAAUGGCGUUUCUGGGGUGAAUUCAACCUUCAUUGCUGACAGGAGAUCAGGCAGCUGCCUCUCAUCCUGACCCUGAACACACCACGGUGGGGAGAACCCGGAUUAGGAAGCCUGUCCCCCUGAUAGACUUGAAGUGACAGCCCUGACCUGGAUAACGGCUGUGCCUCUUGUCCCGCACUGAGGCAGGCUUCUCCAAGCAGAAGGACUCACAGAUACACCAGCGGACAGACGCCUGUGUCAGCAGCCCAUCAGCAGCCUGCGGCUUGAAUAGUAGCAGCGGCGUCCAACACUGCAUCCACACCGUCCUCCCUCAUCUUCCUCGUCCCUGUCACUUCUGACAUGGCAGACCCCAGCCUCACAUCGCCGUCUAGGACCCCGCUGCGCUCCCCCAACACCUCUCUCAGCCUCUCCUUCCCCUUCCUGAGGGAGGGGAGUCGGGUAUGGGAGUCGGGGAGAGAGCAGUCGCUGCCUCGGGAUUUGCCCAGCCCGUUGCCAACCAAACGCAACCGCACAUACUCAGCUACGGUACGCGCUCAAUCAGGUCCCGUGUUUAAGGGCGUGUGUAAAAACUUCUCCAGGUCACAAGGUCACGGCUUCCUCCGACCCUCCCACGGUGGCGAAGACAUCUUUGUUCACAUCUCAGACAUCGAGGGGGAGUAUGUCCCAGUAGAGGGCGACGAGGUCACGUACAAAGUGAGCCGGGUCCCGCCCAAGAACCUGAAGGUGCAGGCAGUGGAGGUGAAGAUCAUACAUCUCAACCCAGGGACGAAACACGAGACCUGGUCUGGCCAGAUCAUCAGCUCGUAGACCUGAACACCGGGCCUGGUUGGUCGCACAGGGCAGGGCUGGGAGGGGGAGGAUGGACCUGUCGUAUGACUGAUAACUUACAAUCUGUGCUAAAAUCCUUUCUUUAAAAACAUGUUUUAUCUACACAGCAAAGUGCCCAUGAUAAUUCAUGUGUCGUUGGUAUCCACUCGCAGAGCUGAGGCCCCAUUCAAAGCUGUCCCCUGCACUGAUGAAUUUGCUGUGUAUGUAAGACUGACUAUUUAUUCACUGUUAGGAAAAAUACACUUUUAUUUAAUUUAUUUUCAUUUUUGUCAUGACAGCAGUUAUAAAAGUCAGAUUUAAGAUGGUAGGGUAAAGUGAUCGGCGAAGGAUCAAGCCUGAAAAAAGGCUUUUGGGCCCCAAGAUGAGCUGUGUAAAGUAGGAAAAACUGGUAAAGCUGUGGACAUAACUGUGUUGCAGAUCUGCAAACUGUGUCAUGACAGCUGAGUGUAUGUGCAAGGAAGAGAUCGAUGCAGGACAGAAGGCUGAGUUCAGUUUUACUUCCCUUCUUUGCCGCUGUUAUGCACUUGUUUACUUCAGCAGCGUUUCCAAGAUCACAUGUGUGGGUCAGAUUAUAACAGCCUACACAGUUCAGACUUUGGACAGAUGAGAAGUAACUGUGAAUUCAAGAACAGAAUAACGGACGUAAAAGCACGUAGUUAAGAUAAUUGAAGUUGAAGUGAGUUUUGAAGGAUUGUGUGGUUGAGUGAACGGAAGUUGAAAUGGCAGGUUGACCAUCCUUACAGCAGUAAAUCACCGCUACCCAAAUUAAAUCAACCCAAUGAAGAAAAUCCCUAAAUAUGAAUAGUUCUAUGUUUGCACCCUAGACAGGACGUCUCAUGAGAUCCUUUUGGGAUUAAGGUCACCAGUUUAGAAACAUGGCUAUAUAGGGCAAAAAAAGGGGAACUUUUAUUUUGAAAUAGAGAGGGUAAUAUGCUGAAGUGAUAGUGAGUUCAAAGUUAGGAAUUCAGUUUGUAUUCAACAGAAAAAGGAGGGAGACCAGGAGUAAAACAGGCAUAUCACAUUAAACCAAGCAUGGAUAUUUCAAAAGUAUGAAAAAAAAUACAUAUCUUACUGUGAAUG